GCUCCUAUGUACCCAAAUUUUUUCCCCGCUAAUGUGCCGGGACAAGCGGUAUCGUCGUCUCGGGUUACCGAUUCGGCCGAUGAGAAACAUUUCUUUCUCUCAUAGGGUUUUACUUCACCCGCAGACGAGCUCGAACGCAUCGUCAUGGCGAAUUCGCGGGUGACGAUUGGCUUUCUGCUUCCUCUUCAAAGCAAUCUCACAGUGGAUGAUUCAGCACCAAGAAUUUCAGUUUUUGAAGGAGUCAAUUUUGUAGGACGUAAUAACAUAACAAUGCCCGACAAGAGAGUUAGCCGUAAGCAUAUUAGUCUUCAUGGUUCAAGUGACGGCAUUGCUGAACUUACUGUAGAAGGUCCUAACCCAGUCAUUUUUAAAUCUGGGGGUCAAAAAAGGAAGUUGAGCUCCCAAGAAAAACUCUUUGUUGAUGACGGUGACAUUCUUGAGUUGAUUCCGGGUAGUCAUUUCUUCAAGUAUGUUAGAGCAAGUGGUAAAAAUGUAUUCUUUUCAGAAAGAGAUUUAGUUUGCUCAGAUAAGGCUCUUAAACGAGCAGAGAAGGAGGUCUUAGUUUAUGAUAAAAAUUAUCAAAUUCUUCAAGAUGAAGCUAUUGCAAGAACGUUGCAGAAUUUGGAGGACAGCAAGUUGCUCGAAGUGAAGCUUUCAGUUGUUUCUACAUCUCAGUCUUUUCUUCCAACGUCAGAUCCGGUUAGUGAUGCUGAAAUUAGGGUUUCUUCGAAUAGCGUGGCAGAAUUUAACAAAUUUGAUGUUUCCGAAGAUAGUUUAUCUCUUGUCUUCCGGCUAAUGCGAGUAGAAGGUCUUCCUGAAUGGGCAAAUGAAUGUUCAAUUGCUAUUAAUGAUGUUAUAGAGGGAAACAUUCUUGUUGCUAUUCUUUCGAACUACAUGGUGGACAUUGAUUGGCUGAAAACUGCUUGCCCAAAACUAUGGCAGAUUCCUCAUGUGCUUAUUGUCCACGGAGAAAGUGGCAGCCGUGUUGAUGAUUUGCAGAAGAAAAAACCUGUAAAUUGGGUUUUGCACAAGCCACCGCUUCCUAUUUCUUAUGGAACACAUCACUCCAAGGCAAUCUUUCUUGUAUACGAAAAAGGGGUGCGCAUCAUCAUACAUUCUGCAAAUUUAAUCUAUGUUGAUUGGAACAACAAAACUCAGGGAUUAUGGAUGCAAGAUUUUCCUUGCAAAAAUGUUAAGAACUUGUGUGAGAGCUCUUUGUUCGAGAGGGACUUAAUUGAUUAUCUCAGCGCUCUUAAGUUGCCUGGCUUAAAUGCAAAUCUGCCUAAAUUUGGCGAUGUGAACGUAAAUGCAUCAUUCUUCAAGAAGUUUGAUUAUAGCAAUGCUGCGGUACGGUUAAUUGCAUCAGUUCCUGGAUAUCAUUCAGGCCCAAAUCUCAAGAAAUGGGGGCACAUGAAAAUGAGAGUAGUUCUUGAAGAGUGUGAGUUCGACAAAGAGUUCUCUAAAGCUCCUCUUGCUUACCAGUUUUCAUCUUUAGGCUCAUUGGAUGAAAGGUGGAUGUCAGAGUUUGGCGCGUCCAUGUCGUCAGGAAUUUCACAUGAUAAAUCACCGUUAGGCCUAGGGAAGCCUGUAAUCAUUUGGCCAACGGUGGAAGAUGUUAGAUGCUCUCUGGAGGGUUAUGCAGCUGGUAGUGCCAUUCCAAGCCCACAAAAGAAUGUUGAGAAAGAGUUUUUGAAGAAGUAUUGGUCAAAAUGGAAGGCAGAUCACUUGGGUCGAUGCCGGGCAAUGCCUCAUAUAAAAUCCUACACCCGACAUAGCGCUCAAAAUAUUGCAUGGUUUCUUCUAACAUCAGCAAAUUUAAGCAAAGCAGCAUGGGGUGCACUGCAAAAGAAUAACUCUCAACUUAUGAUUCGCUCCUAUGAGUUGGGGGUGUUAUUCUUGCCAUCAGUUAUAAACAGCAAUCUUUCACAGUUUUCAUGCACUGGUAAUGCUGAUAUGAAGCAGAAAAAUGACCAGAUGGCUUCUGAGAACAUCAGAACGAAGUUGGUGACUCGGUGCUGGAACGGUGAGUCGGAUUCGUCAUCCGAGAUCAUCGUCCGUCUGCCGGUUCCAUAUCGACUUCCGGCCCAGCCUUACUGUCCCGAAGAUGUUCCUUGGUCAUGGGAUCGGCUACACGUUAAGAAAGACGUGUAUGGUCGAGUUUGGCCUUGAAUGUGGAUCGAGUUCAUCGGAUGCAGUAUAAAGUCAUUACCUCACAGUUGAUUCUUUAAACAACUGCAGUUGCCCCAAACAGAUCCUAAAUCACUACAACUCAUGCUUUUUGAGUAGUGAUAUACCCUUUCUGUCGCAAUGGAAGGGUGAAGCCUUGAAACACUUGCCUUAUAAGUUCUAAUUAAUUUUGUUGGUGCUAGUUAAAUAGAGUCGAAUAUGUGCUAAUUCAAACAAAAUGUUCAAUAUCAAAUUGAACAAGAAUGAACUUCUUGCGAGCUUGAUUCAAACACGAGCCAAUUUCGAUUACGAGCUAACACAAACUACUCUAGCACGAAUAGAGCUUUAGCUCGCUCAAACUCGGGCUCAUUUACACCACCUGCCUAUA
Molecule: messenger RNA, 2554 nt
Organism: Phalaenopsis equestris
Lineage: Eukaryota; Viridiplantae; Streptophyta; Magnoliopsida; Asparagales; Orchidaceae
Product: tyrosyl-DNA phosphodiesterase 1
Exons: 17
Coding region: 145-2169 (674 amino acids)
Biological process (GO): single strand break repair; double-strand break repair
Cellular component (GO): nucleus
Molecular function (GO): single-stranded DNA binding; double-stranded DNA binding; protein binding
Source: RefSeq, a predicted model, not a curated record